AAGCCGGUUCAGAUACUUCGUAGUGACAUCGACAAUGCGGAUAGCAGUGUUAGCUCUUGUGGUAGUUGCUGUGGCAGCGGCCCCCAGCAACCCGUCACGGAUCGCGGGGGGUGACCUCACCACUAUCGACAAGUACCCAUCAAUGGCCGCCGUCCUUAUGACUCGCGACAUGAUAAACUUCCAGCAAAAUUGCGGGGGUACCAUCAUCAACAACAGAUCUAUACUUAGCGCGGCCCACUGUGUAUAUGGCGAAACUGUUGAGAGUACUCGUGUCCGAAUUGGCUCUUCCUACAGAAGUAGUGGCGGUGAAGUCUUGCCUCUUGCGGCUAUCUUGAUGUAUCCAACUUAUACCAUACAUAAGUAUGAUGAUGACGUUGCUAUAUUACGAACUGCGGUCGAGAUUAAAUACAGCGCCACCGUGCAACCCGCCCCUAUAGCCGGGCCCUCCUACGAUUUAGCAGACGACGAGGUUGUGUGGGCCACCGGCUGGGGUGCAACUGAAACAAAUGAGUUUCAUUCUGAGCAACUUCGCGAUGUACAAGUGUGGACCGUCAAACACGAGACUUGCAGGUGGCUCUAUUUAUUGGGUGUGCGCAUCACCACCGACAUGCUGUGUAUCGGCUGGCUCGGCGUCGGUGGUCGUGACCAGUGUUGGGGCGACUCCGGUGGCCCCGUCUUCCACAACGGUGUUGUUGUUGGUGUAUGUGCAUUUGGAGGUGGAUGCCGCACACCCCAAUCACACCGAUACCCUAGUGUCAAUGCCCGCGUCAGUAGCUACUCAACCUGGAUCCAAGCCAAUGCCUAAGGUACAAAUUAGAUAAGGAAUAAACUAAGUUUCGCAAAUGAGCUUAAUGAAACUUUCGAAAUUUUCGGUAUUAUAAUUAAACGUCAAAAAAUCCA
Trichoplusia ni (cabbage looper) is the source of this 900-nucleotide messenger RNA. Its product is annotated as trypsin, alkaline C-like. Gene Ontology annotation, molecular function: serine-type endopeptidase activity. The transcript has 4 exons. Lineage: Eukaryota; Metazoa; Arthropoda; Insecta; Lepidoptera; Noctuidae. The record is from RefSeq and is a predicted model, not a curated record. Bases 35 to 805 code for a protein of 256 amino acids. Gene Ontology annotation, biological process: proteolysis.